UAGACGGUCAGUCACAGCACAGACGUGUUCAGGAGCGCACAGGAGGUUUAACAGCCGCUUCAACAUGAAGACUUCAUUAUUCCUUCUGGUAGCUUCCUUCUGCCUGCAGAUGUACCAGCCGACAGACGCGUGUUCGUGCGGGAUGUCGCAUCCGCAGGACGCGUACUGCCAUGCAGACAUCGUGAUAAGAGCAAAAGUUGUGGGCAAGAAACUUCUGAACGACGGUCCGUUUGGCACCCUGCGCUACACCAUCAAACAGAUGAAGAUGUACAAGGGCUUUGAUAAGAUGCAGCAUGUGCAGUACAUCUACACGCAUGAUUCAGAGAGCCUGUGUGGAGUCAAGUUUGACAUCAACAAAUACCAGUACCUCAUCACAGGUCGUGUUCAUGAUGGUAAAGUUUACACAGGACUGUGUAACUUCAAUGAGAGGUGGGAGCGUCUGUCUCUGGCACAGAAGAAGGGCAUCAACCAUCGCUACCAGUUGGGCUGUAACUGCAGGAUCAAGCCGUGCCACUACUUGCCAUGCUUUGUGACUUCCAAGAAUGAAUGCCUGUGGACGGAUAUGCUCUCCCACUUUGGUUAUCCUGGUUACCAGUCCCGCCACUACGCUUGCAUCCAGCAGAAGGAAGGUUACUGCAGCUGGUAUCGGGGUAUUACCACUCGUAAAAAAGUAACCAACACCACCGACCCCUGAACUCGGCAAACAUCCCUUCUGCUUCCCCUUUCCAACACCUUACCGCAUCCACACGGCACUUCCCCGGCCUUCGGAUCCCCGUUCAGAAAACAGUGAAAAGAUGAAUCCUGCCGACUACGCCAGUUUCUAAUAACACUUACUGUGGCACCUGUUAUUCAUCAAGAAUUACAUCAAAUUUUGCUGUGUGAGGCCUGAUGCAAUUAAUGCAGAACACCAGAAGGCAUGAACUGAUCCUCAUAAACAUAACCCACUGUAUCCAUUCAGAAGAUAUUCAAUAUUAAAUAAUUUAUGAAGGCAAUAAUCCACGAACCUGCCGCAAAAAAAACAAACAAAAAAAGCUUUUUUUUUUUUUGGUAAUGUAUUGCUUUUUAAACAUGAUUUUUAAAUAUAAAAAUAACUGCUAUUGUAUAUGUAUGCAAAUCUACAUAAUGUCCACGAUUUAUACUGUUAAAUACCUAUUUAUUAAUUGUCUCCGCUUACCUCUGGAUUGUGCUGUAAUGUUCCGUUUUUUUGCAUUGUUACCACAUUUAUAUAAUGUACACGUUUCAUUAACCACAACUGGUUUUAUAUAUAUAUAUAUAUAUAUAUAUAUAUAUAUAUACACACACACACACUACCGUUAAAAAGUUUGGGGUCACUUAUUCUUUUAUUGAUAUUUUUUCACAUUUUAAAAUAAUGAAGUCAUCACAACUAUGGAAUAAUAGAAAUGGAAAUAUGGGAAUUAUAUUGUGACUAAAAAAAAUCCAAAAUAAAUCUAAAUUGUUAUAUUUUAGCAUCUUCAAAGUGGCCACACUUUGCCUAGAUUUUGCAGAAAUGUACUCUUGGCAUUUUCUCAACCAACUUCUUGAGGUAUUGAAGGAGUUCCCAUCUAUAUGUUGGGCACUUAUUGGCUGCUUUUCUUAAUUAUUCAGUCCAAGUCGUCCAUUUCAAAACCAUUUAGUUUUAUAAUGAAAUAAAUGAAUAUGUUGGCACAAUUAUAUUUUUGUCUACAAAACUAAUUUCAAACAUUGAAUCAUACGCCUUGAGAUCGAAAGAUUUUUAAGAUCAUGAGAAACAUUUCAGUCAAGUGACCCCAAACUUUUGAACGGUAGUGUAUGUGUAUGUGUAUGUGUGUGUGUGUAUAUAUAUAUAUAAUAUUUUUUUACUGUAAGCACAGCUAAAAACGAACCUUCCAGCACAGAUUUAGAGAAACUCCCGAGUGGAACAAUUGAUGCAUUUUAUUCUUUUCGUUGGUUUGUGUCUCUUGCUGUUUAUGAUAUAAGCUAUGAAAUUGUGACUUCUGUAUUUUUGUACUUAAAAGUUUAGACCCACAAGAAUCCAGAUGUAAAUCCUAAAUGUAUUUCCAACAUCUAGUUUGUAUUUAUGCACCUUUUAAUCUGAGAAACCAUAAAAUACAACACUGCUCAUCUAUAUUCCAAAUGUAAAAAUAUAUGUAUGUGCCAACAUUCAACAUUCAGUUCUACUUUUCUGAACAUUUUGAGGGUAUGCUGGAAAAACUGCCCACAUGAAUACAGAGGUUUUGGUUCUGAAUGAAAUAGAAUAAAUGUGUAUAGGUAUCGAAGCAUAUCAUAUACAGUAGAACGCCUAGAAUAAUGUGACGUUACCACUAAAUUGAUCAUGUGUCACAGAUUUUUUUCUGGUCCAUUCCUCAGUUGGAGGCAGAUUAGAUGUUUCUCAUAAUGAAUACAGUUAAUCAUAUCUAGAGAAAUGUAAAGUUUGGUGGUGUUUGUGUAGAUGUAAACACGUCAUGCACUAGUUUACUGCUGGUUUAGAAUGAGAGCAUUUACUUCUGCCUCUAACUCGUGUUUUUAUAACAUUUAAAUAUUCUGUCUGCGUAACAUCCUGCUCAAAUCAGUCCUGUUUUACUCUCAUUUAAGAUGCGGAAAGGCUGUGUAGUGUGUGUGUGUGUGUGUGUGUGUGUGUGUGUGUGUGUGUGUGUGUGUGUGUGUGUGUGUGUGUGCGUGCGUGUGCAUGUGUUUGUGCAAACAAAUUCCUAAAGAGGUGACCAUUUUUCAAUAGGGGCUUUCAAGAAUGUUUUGAUUUUUAUAUUUUUAUAAUAAAUAUUGUGAAAAUGGC
Molecule: messenger RNA, 2770 nt
Organism: Myxocyprinus asiaticus (Chinese sucker)
Lineage: Eukaryota; Metazoa; Chordata; Actinopteri; Cypriniformes; Catostomidae
Product: metalloproteinase inhibitor 3-like
Exons: 5
Coding region: 65-694 (209 amino acids)
Biological process (GO): negative regulation of endopeptidase activity; negative regulation of membrane protein ectodomain proteolysis
Cellular component (GO): extracellular matrix
Molecular function (GO): metalloendopeptidase inhibitor activity; protease binding
Source: RefSeq, a predicted model, not a curated record